AUGACUCCUAUACAAAUGGGGGAUCCGAAAAGGCCAAUCACAGACCCUGAACAGGGAAACGUGGACAAAAAACCGAAGCCUCAAAAAAGGUACAAGAAAAAGUACAAGGCCAAAGAUGUUGAUCCCACCCUGCCGAUGGGAGUGCUCCAGUUCGAAAUCAAAGAGAUUCUCGCAGACUUGGGGCUUACCGAAGACCAUAUCAAAAACGACUUGAGAGAGAUUCUCAACGAUAAGUCGGUGGAAGAGAUUUAUCACAGAGAAGUUACAGAUGUAGAAAUUCUACGGUUAUCUUCCAAUGGUGAUGGCCUAGCAGUCGUGCAGCAUCCUGUGAGAAGUGACGGGAAGCAAAUCGUCAUUGUGCCUUUUGGGUUGCCAGGUGACCUAGUCAAGAUCAGAAUAUUUAAAUCGCAUCCAUUGUAUGCUGAGGCAGACCUUCUUGCCAUAGAAAAACCGGGUAAGGACAGAGACGAUUCCCUCAUCAAUUGCAAGUACUUCGGUAGAUGUUCAGGGUGCCAGUAUCAGAACGUCGACUACAACACGCAGCUCGAAUUUAAAAGAAACACAAUUGCCAAUGCAUACAAAUUCUUUGCACCAGUGCUCUCCAAGAACUCACAACUUCCAGAGAUCUCACAGACGCAGCUGUCUCCAAUUCAAUACAACUAUAGAACCAAGCUCACCCCGCAUUUCAAUGUUCCCAACAAAAUUCCAGAGAAUUAUACGAGGCCAAACGUCGGAUUUGGUGCCAAAGGAAGACCUCAGUGGAAAGAAACCGCUGGGGGAGAGGGCUCAAUCAUGGACAUAGAGGAAUGCUCCAUUGGCACACCUAUAGUAUUGAAGGGAAUGACCAACGAGAGGAAACGUUUUGAAGAGGAGUACAAGAAGUACAAGCGUGGAGCCACCAUUCUCUUACGUGAGAACACGAUAUUGCCUGACUCCGAGGGUAAAUUUCACAUAGAUCAGGGAUCCAAGGAUUCAAACGAUAGUAUCUCGACCAUAGAGGUUGAGCAAGACAAUAAGAAGCUCACCAAGACCUGCGUGACCGAGUCUAGAGCAAUUGUCAGAGAGUAUGUGAACGGCUUCGUGUUUGAGUUUAGCGCUGGUGAGUUUUUCCAGAACAACAACUCCAUAUUGCCUAUUGUCACCAAAUACGUAAAGGAUAACCUACGUAUUGCGAAAUCAAAGCCAGGAGAGCCGAACUACCUUGUUGAUGCCUACUGUGGCUCUGGACUAUUCUCCAUCACUUGCUCGGGAGGAGUCUCAAGAGUCAUUGGUGUAGAGGUUAGCGCAGACAGUGUGAAAUUUGCUAAAAGAAAUGCAGAGAACAACAAGGUUCAGAAUGCUGAUUUCAUUGUUGGCAAGGCUGAAAAGAUCUUUGCCAACAUCGAUACUCCGGCUGAGCGCACAUCUGUGAUACUUGACCCACCUAGAAAGGGCUGCGACGAUGUUUUCUUGAAUCAGCUUAGCACAUAUCAUCCAGCGAAAAUUGUCUACAUCAGUUGCAAUGUCCACUCACAGGCUAGAGACGUAGAGUGGUUCAUCAAUAAUACCGAGCAUGGCAAGGACUACUACGUGGAGAGCAUCAAGGGGUUUGACUUUUUCCCACAAACACACCACGUUGAGUCCGUAGCCGUUUUGGCACUCAAGUAG
Messenger RNA from Candidozyma auris, 1647 nucleotides. RefSeq names its product tRNA (uracil(54)-C(5))-methyltransferase (gene TRM2). Lineage: Eukaryota; Fungi; Ascomycota; Pichiomycetes; Serinales; Metschnikowiaceae. Gene Ontology annotation, molecular function: tRNA (uracil(54)-C5)-methyltransferase activity, S-adenosyl methionine-dependent. The transcript has a single exon. The coding region runs from base 1 to 1647 and encodes 548 amino acids. The record is from RefSeq and is a predicted model, not a curated record. Gene Ontology annotation, biological process: tRNA processing.